AUGACAUAUAAAAAACAUGAAUUAGAGCACCUUCGACCAUAUGUUGCUCAUUAUAGUGAUUUUCAAGAAUCAUAUAAAGAAUGGGUAAUGAGUGACACAAUUGAAGAAUUUGAAACUAGGUGGGAAGUUAUACGUGAUAAGUAUAAACUUGAAAGCAAUUGUUGGAUAGCUGAUAUGUAUAACCAACGAGUACAUUGGGCUAAAGCCUUCUUAAAGGAUAUUUUCUUGGCCGGUAUGUCAACAAGUGGACGAAGUGAGAGUAUUAAUUCAUUUUUUGAUGAUUUUGUUAACUCGAGUACCAUGUUGAAUGACUUUUUAGUGCAAUAUGACAAAGCAGUCGCUUCACGAAGGGCCGCCGAAGAAGAUGAAGAUUUCAAGACUAUGAACUCGAGGUCAGUUCUUUCGUCAAUACAUCCAAUUGAAGCAAAAGCAGGUGAGUGUUAUACUAGAAAAGUAUUUGAGAUUUUCAAAAAAGAAUGGAUGGAAGCUACUAGCAAUUUAACGCAUGAGACUAUAAGCAAAAGUACAGAAGAAAUCAAGUAUCGAGUUGGACAAUUGGACAUUGACAAAAAAUAUUGGCGGAUUGUUACCUUUUAUUUGUCAAAUAAGAUCCAUGUCACAUGUUCUUGUGCUAAGUAUGAUGCUUGUGGGAUUUUAUGUAAACAUAUCUUAUAUGUGAUGAAGAAAAGGCAUGUUAACCCACUUCCGAGUCACUACAUUUUACCUAGGUGGACCCUUAAUGCUAGGUACAAGGUGGGUAAGCGUAGUAUCGGACUCGAAGAAAUGAAUAACGGAAAUGGGGUUAGUGCUUACACUUUAUGCUCUUACAAGAUCAAGCAAUAUGGAAAAAAACCUUUACCAGUUGAGAAUGUAUCUCAAGGUUCUUGUGUGAGAAUUUCACAAGUCGAUAUGAUGCCUCAAUUAUUUUUCUGGGAUCCUCAUGCUCCAACCAACACGAAAGGGCGUCCUAAAAUUGCUAGUAGAAUCAAGUCUUCUUUAGAAGUGCCAAAAAACGAACAUGCUCUUAUUGUCAAGGAUUAG
Messenger RNA from Lactuca saligna, 1041 nucleotides. Lineage: Eukaryota; Viridiplantae; Streptophyta; Magnoliopsida; Asterales; Asteraceae. The record is from the annotation of a GenBank genome assembly.